UAACAUGGCGGCUUCCAUGCUGGGUUCUCUGCUGCGGACGGUCCGGCAGAUGGUUCCUUCCUCAGCUUCAGGUCAAGUUCGAGGUUAUUAUGUAGACUGGAAAAUGCUGCGUGAUGUGAAGAGACGAAAAAUUGCCUACGAGUAUGCAGAUGAGAGGCUUCGAAUCAAUUCUCUCAGGAAGAAUACCAUUUUGCCAAAAGAUCUUCAGGAAGUGGCUGAUGGAGAAAUCGCUGCCCUUCCCCGGGAUAGCUGUCCUGUUAGAAUCCGAAAUCGCUGUGUUAUGACGUCCCGUCCGCGUGGUGUAAAGCGGCGCUGGAGGCUUAGUCGCAUUGUCUUCCGUCACUUAGCAGACCACGGGCAACUGUCGGGGAUCCAGCGGGCAAUGUGGUGAUCAGCUCCAGACCCACUGAGCAGGGAAACCAGGUCUGGCAAGAAGAGACUUUUCUAAUAGACAAAACCCUGGUUUUAUAGAGGUCCAAUGUAGGAGUCGUCUAGUCUACCUGAUACUGCCUACUGUUAAAUUACUUCUUAAUUUUAAAUUAAGAAAUUUGGAUGUUUCAUUGUCAGUGAACUCUGGCCAUCUGUGAGUUGUCUCUUCUCUUGGACUUAAAAAUUAAACAUACUGCCUCCCUGCAUAGUACAAGGA
Molecule: messenger RNA, 646 nt
Organism: Puma concolor (puma)
Lineage: Eukaryota; Metazoa; Chordata; Mammalia; Carnivora; Felidae
Gene: MRPS14
Product: mitochondrial ribosomal protein S14
Biological process (GO): translation
Cellular component (GO): ribosome; mitochondrial small ribosomal subunit
Molecular function (GO): structural constituent of ribosome
Source: RefSeq, a predicted model, not a curated record